AUGUCUCAAAAGGUUGGUCACACAGGUCUAGCGUUUGCUAGGAUGUGGCAUCAUGUCGAUUUGGCAAAGGAUAAGAGGACGCUUGGUAGAGUUGCUUCACAAAUUGCCAUUACUCUUAUGGGCAAACACAAGCCAGUAUACCAUCCAUCUGCGGAUUGUGGGGAUUACGUUGUGGUGACCAACUGUCAGGCAUUGCGUGUAACCGGUAACAAGAUGUCGCAAAAGACAUAUUGGUCGCACACUUCCAGACCAGGUUCUCUAAAGCUUACCACGAUGGAAGAUAUGAUUAGCAACAAGGGUCAUAGUGAGAUUUUGAAGAAGGCUGUUUCAGGUAUGCUUCCCAAGAAUAAACUACGUAAAUUAAGACUCUCAAGGUUAAAGGUGUUUGAUGGUGGGGAUCAUCCAUACAAGAGUAAUAUCACAGCAUUUGCUGAUCAACAGCCAAAGGUGCAAGAAUUGUUGCAGAAACAGCAGCAGAAAGCCUAA
Messenger RNA from Kluyveromyces marxianus DMKU3-1042, 486 nucleotides. RefSeq names its product mitochondrial 54S ribosomal protein uL13m (gene MRPL23). Lineage: Eukaryota; Fungi; Ascomycota; Saccharomycetes; Saccharomycetales; Saccharomycetaceae. Gene Ontology annotation, biological process: translation; negative regulation of translation. The record is from RefSeq and is a predicted model, not a curated record. Gene Ontology annotation, molecular function: structural constituent of ribosome; mRNA binding. Bases 1 to 486 code for a protein of 161 amino acids. Gene Ontology annotation, cellular component: mitochondrial large ribosomal subunit; ribosome. The transcript has a single exon.